Daucus carota subsp. sativus is the source of this 1835-nucleotide messenger RNA. RefSeq lists its product as uncharacterized. NCBI's taxonomy places the organism in Eukaryota, Viridiplantae, Streptophyta, Magnoliopsida, Apiales, Apiaceae. Gene Ontology annotation, cellular component: catalytic step 2 spliceosome. Bases 142 to 1668 code for a protein of 508 amino acids. The transcript has a single exon. The record is from RefSeq and is a predicted model, not a curated record.
CAUUCGGAAUUAGACGCGUUGAUAUCACGUCAUAUAUUAUUACCUCGAUCCUCGACACCCCCAAAACCAUUUCUCUCUUUUCAAAAUCCCCAAUUCUCAAACCCUAAUUACACAUCUUCAUCACAAACCCUAAACCUAAUCAUGCUACUCUCUCCGGGCCAUUCGCCACGCAAUCUCUCCUCUCCCUCCCCAUCUCUCUCCGAACACAACAAUUCAACUCCCAAUUACAACAAUUCAUCGGCGUCUUCGUCGUCAUCAUCGAACCCUAGAAAACGGCAAGCUGUUCUUGAUGAAGACUCGUACGUGGCGGCGAUCGAGAAGAUUAUUGAGAGAGACUUCUUUCCGGAUAUUCCGAAGCUGCGGGACCGGUUGGAUUGGCUCCAGGCGGUUCGGACGGGCGACCCGGUUCAGAUCCGAGAUGCGCAGUUGAAGAUUAUUGAGCGGAGAGCUGGGAAGGUGAGUGCUCUGGAUGGUCAAGGUAAGGUCAAGACUCCUGGCUCGACUUUUUUUCGAAAUAGUGUUUCCGUUGAUAUCGAAAAAACUCCGAUUGUUGAUGGUGUUGGUAAUGAUGAAUUGAGUGGUGGUGUGGGGGUUGAUGAUGGGGGGAUUGAUCAGAGUUUGAGCUUGGAUGGGUUUUUUAGGCGGUAUACGAGCGAGGAUAAUGAGAGUUUUUCGAAGUUGAUUGAAAAGGUGAAUAAGAAGAAGAGGGAGCGGUAUGCGUUUUUGUUGGAAGGGGAGAAGGAGGAGGGGGUUAAGAGUGUUGAGGACGUGAAGAGGGAUAGGAUUACGGAUGGUUAUGGCACAUCAGAUCAGCCACCGAGUAGUUUGGAAGGGUGGAAGUAUACAGCGAAGAAUUUGUUGAUGUAUCAUCCGGCAGAUAAGGGUGAGUUGGCAUUAACGGAUGAGGAGAAGAAUGAGAGGCUUAGUGCGUUGACCAAGGAGAUUAGUAGGGCAAACACGAGGUUUCAUGGGAAGAUGAUUGAUUCGGUGAAGAAGGAUGAGGAUGAUUUGGCUGUGCUUUAUACCCCGGUUGCAGGGGGGACACCACAUCCCUUUUCAUUGUCGGAUAGGACUGGUGAUAAGUUGAAGAAGUAUGAUUUGGAUGAUCUAAGGAAGACGCCUAAUCCGUUUUAUGUUGAGUCGAAUAAGAAAGCGGAUAAUGGUUAUAGUUAUGUGAAGACUCCGUCGCCUGCUCCUGGAGUUGAUGAGUCGCCGAUUAUUACAUGGGGAGAAAUUGACGGUACUCCUUUAAGAUUGGACCCUGAGGAUACCCCGUUUGAUAUAGGUGGUAGUGGUGACGGGCCUCAGUUUAAGAUUCCUUUGCCACCUACAAGAGAUUUGAAGGCUCAUUCUUUGUCUAGGGACGCUGCUCGUAAGAUUAGGGAGAGGUCGAAGAUGAAUCAGAAGCCACCACUACAUUCACCACUUAGAGGGGGAAGUGCUAGUCCAGGUGCACGAACUCUGUCUCCUGCUGCUCAGAAGUUUUUCAGAAGUGCCAUUGCCAAGUCCUCCCACUCUGUUGAUGAAUCUCUUCGUGCUAGUUAUCGUGGUGCAAGCCCUGGGGUUGCUACCCCUAAAGUUGGAAGGAGUAUGUCAAGGCUUGGAAGAAAUGACAGAACAAUUUCCAGGUCACCUUCCAUAAAAGAGGGAUCUAACCCUCCUUGGUAAUGUGUAUUUCUUAAGUUGUUUUUGGGAAGUAAUAGGAUUGGUUUGUAACGUAUGGUAUGUGGUUUAAGGAAUAACAUCCGUAACCAAACCUAAAAAUCUUUUCUGCUUAAAAUGUACUGGCACAGUAAAAGUUGGUGAUAUAAUCUUUGUACUUCGUUGCUGAUUCA